AAAGUAAACUUAAAUCGAUAAAAAAUCACAAUUUCAAAGCAACUUCAAUCUGUGCGUUUUACGAAGACAAAAGCUGGUUAGAGGUUGUCCAUCGGCGGUAGUCCUUUCUUUUCCUCCUUCUGUCCGACUGUCCCCAAUUUUCUCCCCCUCUUCAGAUUAUCCCCAAUUCCCAAACCCUAAUUUCAAACCCUAAAAAAAUUUCAUUAAUUUGUACUUUACAUUCGUGCAAUUGGAAUCGAGGUUAUGUCGACAGUACCUUCUUCCUCAUCAUCGUCAAUUUCGUCGCAAUUCACGUAUUCUAAUGGAUCGUAUUUCCCUACGCCGUUUCAUCUGCAACAACCUCAAUACGCUGCCCCGCCACAACCACCGCUUCCUGCUGCUGUUUCCGUCAUCCCUGCCGCCCCAUCCGUCGUCCCUUCAGCUUACCCCGCCGCACCAGGGGUUUACACGCUUCCCCAGUUUCAGCAGGCACAGCAGCUAUUUCAGAAAGAUGCACAGACUAUCACUCCUGAAGCUCUAGAGAGUGUCAAAGCAGCACUUGCAAGCAGUGACAUCGAACAUAAAGCAGAAACGAAGAAGAAAUCAGUUCCUCGUAGAGCUGCUGGUCAGGCAUGGGAGGAUCCAACACUUGCGGAGUGGCCAGAAAAUGACUAUCGCCUAUUUUGUGGUGACCUUGGAAAUGAGGUGAAUGAUGAUGUGUUAUCAAAGGCCUUUUCACGGUUCCCUUCCUUCAACAUGGCCAAAGUGGUAAGAGAUAAGCGGACGGGUAAGACUAAGGGUUAUGGAUUUGUUAGCUUUGCAAACCCUACGGAUCUUGCUGCUGCGUCAAAAGAAAUGAAUGGCAAAUAUGUUGGAAACCGGCCAAUUAAACUACGCAAAAGUAACUGGAAGGAGAGAAUAGAUAAGGAGGCUAUGGAAAGGCAAAAGAACCAAGCCUACAAGAAACCUAAGCAGGCUAAGAAGGGUGUAUUGCACAAGUGAGUUAUUCAAACAACUGGCGUCAAUUGAAGUUUGAAGAACAAUGAUGUCCUAUGAUAUAGGUUGGAUAUAAGAAUAUCAGCUGGACUAUGGAGACCAAAAGAAUUUCAAGAUACGGGUAUAUUGUAACUUGAUAUAUUUGAAUAUGUUACGGGUUUUGGAUUGAAAAGGAUAAAGAAAUUGCUCGUUACGGUGAUGGACACAGUGAUGAGACAAUUCGUAGUCUGAACUUGUAAUUGUCAAUGAUACAACUACUUGGUUUUGGAAUUGUGUUAUCUUAUCUACCAACUACGUAGUACUACUUAAUACAAAGUAACAGUUACAAAGACUGUUCUAACUGUUCUGUUA
Spinacia oleracea (spinach) is the source of this 1326-nucleotide messenger RNA. RefSeq lists its product as uncharacterized. The record is from RefSeq and is a predicted model, not a curated record. Bases 244 to 981 code for a protein of 245 amino acids. Gene Ontology annotation, molecular function: mRNA binding. NCBI's taxonomy places the organism in Eukaryota, Viridiplantae, Streptophyta, Magnoliopsida, Caryophyllales, Amaranthaceae. The transcript is spliced from 7 exons.